CAGCCUUUUGACACCCACAGCUAACCCGGAGUGUCAGCCGAGCACGGUGACUGCUGUACGACAACACGCACGUGAAUACCUAGACAGCAGGCACCACCUCCUCAUAUUCAUCUUCGUACACACAGUUACACAUUUACACUUUCACACAUUCCACUUUUAUCAUUUUUCUUUACUGUGUUACGACAGUAUACUCCCUUGGCUCAUUCUUCAUCGAUCCAGGCGUGCUCCCAGUAUUGACGCAGCUCAUUAAUCUCAAUCGUUUAAUUCAUGUGUAAAAAUUGAACAGACACGUUCAGAUUUAUUUAAAGUAAACGAGACGACUUAAUUCAUUCUCUAGACAUCCUCCGGAAACAUCAAGGCUGGAAAAGUAAUAGCUAUACGUAGAGAAGAUCAAUCAGUAUGGGAACGGCGAGCACCAUUUGCUCCAAGCAAUGUGGCUCAGUUAACAAGAAAUGGAGUCAAAGUUAUUGUUCAGCCAGCUAAUAGAAGAGCUUAUCCAGUUCAAGCCUAUGUUAACGCCGGAGCAGUGAUACAAGAAGAUAUAUCAGAAGCUUCUGUCAUUUUCGGCGUAAAACAAGUACCUAUAGAUUUAUUAUUACCAAACAAAACAUAUUGUAUGUUUUCACAUACAAUUAAAGCUCAAGAAGCAAACAUGCCUUUAUUAGACUCAAUAUUAGAAAAAAACAUCCGGUUAAUAGAUUAUGAGAAAUUAAUGGAUUCAUCUGGAAAUAGAGUUGUGGCUUUCGGCAAAUAUGCCGGCAUCGCUGGUAUAAUUAAUAUCUUACAUGGUCUUGGAUUAAGACUAUUAGCUUUAGGGCAUCACACUCCGUUAAUGCAUAUAGGACCAGCACAUAAUUACAGAAACUCUAUGAUGGCUAGACAAGCAUUAAGAGAUGCUGGUUAUGAAAUCGCUCUAGGCAUGAUGCCAAAAUCUAUUGGACCAAUUACAUUUGUUUUUACAGGGUCAGGUAAUGUGUCUCAGGGAGCUCAAGAAAUAUUUCAAGAACUUCCUCACGAAUACGUACCACCAUCAAUGCUUCAAAAAGUAGCUGAACAUGGAGCAAGUACCAAAUUUUACGCUUGUGUUGUCAGACGUAGUGAUCAUUUAGAAAGAAAUGAAGGAGGGGGGUACGAUAGAAAAGAGUGUGAAGAGUAUCCAUCAAGAUACAGAUCAACAUUUAAUAAAAAGAUCGCGCCAUACGCUUCAGUAAUUAUUAAUGGAAUUUAUUGGGCACCAGACAGUUCUAAACUAUUAACUGUUCCCGACGCAAAAUCUCUUCUAACUCCUUCCCAGCUACCAUGGAUUCCUGUUUCUGAAGGAGCGCCGGGAUUGCCUCAUAGACUGCUUGGUAUUUGUGAUAUAUCUGCAGAUCCUGGUGGAUCCAUUGAGUUUAUGAAUGAAUGUACAACCAUCGAUAACCCAUUUUGUUUAUAUGAUGCACAUUUACACAAAGACACAAAAAGUUUUAGAGGUUCCGGUGUAUUAGUAUGUUCAAUAGAUAAUAUGCCAACGCAACUUCCAAUGGAAUCAACAGAUUUAUUUGGAAAUUUAGUGCUUCCUUAUGCAAUGGAUAUACUUCAAUCGGAUGCUACAAAACCGUUAAUUGACCAUAAUUUUUCUCCAACAGUUCACGGGGCUAUCAUUGCUAGUAAUGGAUCGUUAACAGAAAAAUUCGAAUACAUCCAAGAAUUGCGAACAUCUAACAGAUCAGUUUCUUUUAAAUUAUAUGACCAUGAUGAAUUUAAAAAAACAGUUCUCGUUUUAGGAUCAGGCCACGUGUGUUCUCCUCUUGUAGAAUAUUUAUUAAGAAAUGAGUCAAUAGUUAUUAAACUUGGUUCUGCUGAUAUGAACCGAGCUAACAACAUUUCAAAUAAAUUUAAUAGGGUGCAGCCAAUAGCAAUCGACAUUCUUGAAGACAUUGAAAAUUUAAAGAAAUUAGUAAAAGAGGCAGAUUUGGUAGUUUCUUUACUUCCAAGCCAGUUUCAUCCAUUAGUAGCUGAACAAUGUAUUGAGCAAAAAAAAAAUAUGGUAACUGCUUCAUAUUGUUCUGAUGAAAUGAAACAACUACAUAACAGAGCAGAAGAAGCUGGUAUUACUAUAGUAAACGAAAUUGGGCUCGAUCCAGGGAUUGAUCAUUUACUGGCAAUGGAAUGUAUAGAUCAAAUACAUGAAGAAGGUGGUAAAAUAGAAUCAUUUGUUUCAUACUGUGGUGGUCUACCCGCACCUGAAUAUUCUAGCAAUCCCAUUCGAUAUAAAUUUUCAUGGUUCCCUCGCGGAGCGCUCAUCAAUACUAUAUCAGAAGCAAAAUAUCUACAAGAUCACGAAAUUAUUGAAAUUCCAGCAGGAGGUGCAUUGAUGGAUAAUACAAAAGAAUUACAUUUUUUACCUGGAUUUGCGUUUGAAGGAUAUCCUAAUCGAGAUAGUACUCAAUAUGCCCAUCUAUAUGGUGUGGCAGCUGAAGUGAAAACUAUGCUCAGGGGAACCAUACGAUAUAAAGGUUUUUCUGAAAUGAUGAAAAUUCUUCAAAAAUUACAAUUGAUUAGCUCUAAAAAACAUGCUGCCCUACACCCUAAUGGACCUGACAUUACAUGGCGUCAGCUCAUUUGUACCUUACUAGAACUCAAUACCGAUAUUUUCUACGAGAACUUACUGUCAAAGGUUGGUGAUAAAAUUGGUGACUCAUACGUUAAAAAAGUAGUGGAUCUUGGAUUACUACAAGAUGAACCAGUCAAAAAAUUAGGAUCACCAUUAGACACAUUUUCUCAUUAUAUCGGUUCAUAUUUGGCCUUAAAUGAAAAUGAAAGAGAUUUAGUAGUCUUAUAUCAUGAAAUUGGUGUUUUAUGGCCAGGAAAUAGACAUGAAAAAAAAAUAGUAACACUUGUGACAUAUGGUGAUAUGAAGGGAUAUACAGCAAUGGCUAAAACUGUAGGGAUUCCAGUAGCUAUUGCGUCAGAUAUGGUUCUUCAAGGCGAGAUUCAAGCUAAAGGAAUGGUAUUGCCAUUCACUCCGGAUAUUUAUAGACCAAUGUUAACAAGACUGAGACUUGAAGGAAUAUCAGCUCAAACUAUUAACAUACAACUAUAGAAAUUAAUAUAGUUCAACUCAAAUAAAAUAAUUUAUAAAUCUAUUCAAA
This is a messenger RNA of Daktulosphaira vitifoliae (grape phylloxera), 3134 nucleotides long. It is a transcript of the gene LKRSDH, whose product is annotated as alpha-aminoadipic semialdehyde synthase, mitochondrial. Gene Ontology annotation, cellular component: cytoplasm. The coding region runs from base 617 to 3085 and encodes 822 amino acids. The record is from RefSeq and is a predicted model, not a curated record. The transcript is spliced from 17 exons. NCBI's taxonomy places the organism in Eukaryota, Metazoa, Arthropoda, Insecta, Hemiptera, Phylloxeridae. Gene Ontology annotation, molecular function: saccharopine dehydrogenase activity.